AUGCCUUUCUGCUCAAAGCACCAAGUAACAGGGGCAGCUGAUAUUUUCCAGACUUUUGCCUACAGGCACCAUCUGUCCCACAGGAAAGCAGAUCUGAUCCUGCAUGAACAUGAGCCUGUCAGAAGAGCCUUGGCCAAGUGGAAUAUUAUGGCUGUCCUUGAAUAUUUGCCACUUCCAGAAUUUUUGAGUAUUACACCAGACAAUUCAUGGACUGUCAUUGACCCAUCAGACAAACGUGCUGAAGUAGAUGGAAAAUAUCAUACACCUGCAGGACAUACUCUUUCAAUCAUUAUCUACUUGGAAGGGGAACACGGGCUUCCCGCGGCCGCGGAAAAUAACCCUGAGGAGCAGCACCAACAUCCUCACUGCGCACCGCAGCGCAGACCAGGGCGGGUUUGGCCCCUGCGAGCGGCCACUGGCCCCGACACGUCACCUUCCCAGAAUACCCAGGGGCGAGCCGGCCGCGCUGAAAUGAUGGCGUAUUUCCUGCAAGCUGCUGCAAUAGUGGGACGACCUACCCAUGAGAACACGUCUCUUGCAAAGGAUCUCCUUCAUCCCUCUCCAGAAGAGGAGAAGAGGAAACACAAGAAGAAACGCCUGGUGCAGAGCCCCAAUUCCUACUUCCUGGAUGUGAAAUCCCCAGGAUGCUAUAAAAUCACCACGGUCCUUAGCCAUGCACAAAUGGUAGUUUUGUAUGUUGGCUGCUGCACUGUCCUCUGCCAGCCUACAGGAGGAAAAGCAAGGCUUACAGAAGGAUGUUCCUUUAGGAGGAAGCAGCACUAAAAGCACUCUGAAUCAAGAUUAGUGAGAAAGCAUCUCAAUAAACACAUUUU
Molecule: messenger RNA, 833 nt
Organism: Mandrillus leucophaeus (drill)
Lineage: Eukaryota; Metazoa; Chordata; Mammalia; Primates; Cercopithecidae
Exons: 4
Coding region: 1-783 (260 amino acids)
Biological process (GO): ribosomal small subunit assembly; translation
Cellular component (GO): cytosolic small ribosomal subunit; ribosome
Molecular function (GO): structural constituent of ribosome; RNA binding
Source: RefSeq, a predicted model, not a curated record